Molecule: messenger RNA, 1774 nt
Organism: Punica granatum (pomegranate)
Lineage: Eukaryota; Viridiplantae; Streptophyta; Magnoliopsida; Myrtales; Lythraceae
Source: RefSeq, a predicted model, not a curated record
AAACAGCCCUCUCCCCUUCUGAUGCAUAUCUUCCCAAAAAUGGCGUCUUCCUAUUCCUCUGCAGAUGAACAAGAAGACUUCCUGCUCGAGCUGUUCGACUCGUACUGGUUCCAGCACACGGUCUUCGUCGGCAAGAGGCCGGCAGCGGAGCGGCCCACCGGCGCUGAUUCGGAACCGAAGCGUUUGGACGAGUCCCACGAGGAGUUGAUCCAAAAAUCGGAGCUUUCGCGGGUGAACACGCUGCACGUGAGGUCCAUGAGCGACCAUUUUUUGGAGGUGGAGUCGGGCCUGACGGACUCCGACUCGUUGGCGUCCCCGAAAUCGGUCCUCGCCGCCCCGAAGCUGCAGACCAUUCUCUCCGGCGAGGAGGUGACGGAGUUCCCCGCCGGGGACGUAGUCAAGGAAACAGAGCAAGUGUUGCCUAAGAAGGAGCAGAGCCUGAUCGAGCGGAGACGAAGGAGGAACAAGAAGAAGAAGAAGAAGGGGAACAGCAAGAGCUUGUCGGAGCUGGAGUUCGAGGAGCUCAAAGGGUUCAUGGAUCUGGGGUUCGUGUUCUCCGAGCAGGACAAGGACUCCGCCGACCUGGUCUCGAUAAUCCCCGGGUUGCAGAGGCUCGGAAGAAACAAGAACGGAGACGAGGAAGGAGCAGAGGACGGCGACGGACAUGUCGAGGUUGUCGAUAAGUUAUCCGUCCCGAGGCCGUACUUGUCGGAAGCUUGGGAGAUUCUGGACAGGAGAAAGAAGGUCGAUCCUCUGGUGAACUGGAAAGUUCCUGACUUGGGCAAUGAAAUGGCCGUGAAGGAUCAGCUCAGGUUCUGGGCACAUGCGGUGGCUUCAACAGUUAGAUAGCAGCGAGCAAAUCCAAAUCUAGUCAAUGGCGGGUCUCCUUUCUUUGGGGUUCUUGAAGUUUUGGUUCAUUAGGAUUAAGAUUUUUUCAGUUUCUGAUCUUGCGUUCUGCUUCCUGUUGAUUUCUCUGGGAAAGUUGUAAAUGUGAAUAAACAAUGAGAGAGAAAACGGAAAUUCUGUGUAAGAUUUUGGGACGCCUUGAAAGAGAGAGAGAGAGAGAGAGAGCAGUGGCUUAAAGACAGAAGGACAGGGCAGAGCAGAGCAGAGCAGAGCAGGGCCGAGCACUGAACAAAGCAUCAAAGGUUUCUUUGCUGGCUCUUUUGUGCGGAUGAUGAUAAGGGAGGAAGACGACCUCGUCCCAAUUGCAGAGAGUUGACGUCUUACCCUACUGCGGCCCCAUUGACUCUUCCUUUAAAAUUUUAACAUUUUUUUUCCGAUGGAUUAACGGGAGAAAUUUUAACAUUUUUAUUAAGCUGGAAAAUGAAGGGAAAAAGAAAAAUAAGAAAUUUACCACAAAACAAAUGAUAAAUAUAGAAAGUUUCGUGCGUGUGUUAUGAGGAACAAAUUCCGGUUUGCAGAUGGAAGUUACGAGCACGAGCGAUUCGAAAUUAUGCGCAUGACUCAUCAACGCGACAGGCGGCACGGCAGGUCGAGCAUAUUAGGGUGCCAAAUCAAUGGAGGUUGGACCCCACGACAAUCUGUUUUGCUUCAAAAGCACUACUCAAUAGUACUCAUCUUUUUCUCAUUUCCCUUUUCUUAAUCAUCUUUUGUUGUUUAAUGACAUAUUCGGUGAAUUUUACGUUAAAUUUAACAAGUGGAGCGCGGGAUGGCCUGCACUUUCUGCGAAACGCGAGCUGAAUAUUUCGUGAUUAUCUAUGAUAAUAAUAAAUCAAGCUAUUGGCCAAGUGUUGGGUCAGGCUUUUGCUUA